Molecule: messenger RNA, 582 nt
Organism: Sporothrix schenckii 1099-18
Lineage: Eukaryota; Fungi; Ascomycota; Sordariomycetes; Ophiostomatales; Ophiostomataceae
Product: peptide alpha-N-acetyltransferase
Exons: 2
Coding region: 1-582 (193 amino acids)
Biological process (GO): N-terminal peptidyl-methionine acetylation
Cellular component (GO): NatC complex
Molecular function (GO): protein-N-terminal amino-acid acetyltransferase activity
Source: RefSeq, a predicted model, not a curated record
AUGGCAGCACCCGCACUCCAAUACAUCCGCUACGAACACAGCCUCGAGGAGCAGUAUCUCCCCUCUAUCCGGGCUCUUAUAUCGAGAGACCUUAGUGAGCCGUACAGUAUCUAUGUUUACCGCUACUUUUUACGCCAAUGGAGCCACCUGUGUUUUAUGGUAGUUCAAAGCCCCCUUCCCGUUCCAAACUUGUUCCGAAAUGCCCUGAACCCGGCCGAUUCUUCUCUCGUCGGUGUCGUCAUCUGCAAACUGGAACCGCAUGACUCAAAUGGCCCAUCAACAUGCCGGGGCUACAUCGCGAUGUUGGCCGUUUCUGCAGCCAGUAGAGGCUAUGGCGUGGCGACAUCUCUUGUUAGACGGGCCAUUGACGCUAUGGCGGAACAUAAUGCGGAUGAGGUGGUGUUAGAAACCGAAGAGUCAAAUGCCUCUGCCAUCCGCUUAUACGAGAGGCUCGGCUUUUUCCGCUCGAAAAAACUCCAUCGAUACUAUCUCAAUGGAAACAGCGCUUACCGCCUCGUGCUCCCUUUGGUUGCUGUCCAUACCGAUUCCGCUCUGGAUCUAGCUCUGGAAAACGAUGGCUGA